GUGAAUCGGCAUCGCUUUCGUUCCCCAAUUAUUUUGAGUUUUUGUCAAUGCUGUUUAAUCUUUGGCUGAGCUUACUGCUGAAACGCUCCCCUCCCCCCAAGCUUUGGCGAAACAGGAACAACUUCUCUGAAAGAACGGGAAAAAAAGUUGCACACGUUUGAAACGUCUUGGAGAUUUUUUUGGCCGUUUGGUGUAGGCUAACCUAUCCUGGUAAAGCGCAGAGAUUUUAUUGUGGAUUGCCACUGGUGAAAAUUAUAGUAAAUGAUCCGUAUCAUACUGCCCUUCUUGUGUUUAUUUUACUGCAGGUUUUAUUAUCCUCAAGAUUAUAAUUGUGCGAAAGGUGUCGUUUGCGGAAUAAGCACAUCUUUCUAAAAAAAUAUAGGAUGGAAUUUGUGAUGCUAAGAUUGCUCAUCUGCACCUAAGAUCUUUUUGUGGCAAUGGAAAAUAUUCCACGCGCAAUGCGGAGUUUAUUUAUUUGGCACAAAUGGGUUUGCAAUUGGCUGGCGUGAACUGCUGCUGAGGACAAGCUGUGUGAUUGGAUACUCUGGACCAGAACACAGCCUUCCUUUGUCUGCUGGGGGGGUGAGAGGUCGUGAGGUUAUAGCCCAGGGGGCCAGUGGGCUUGCUCUCCUGAUGAGGUACAGUCUAGGUCUGUGAGACCUGGGGGCUGCUGAAGGUUUCGGAGUUUCAUUCGUCCGUCCCGUUACAGUGCAGAGACAGGGAUGGCGACAGCUAUAUCGUGACACAGAGGGACAUGUGUGCCCGCGGGCUGUGAGCUCUGGGGAGAAUGCUGGAGGUGCAGGAGGAGAGAGCAGCAGUGGCAGCACACUUCACCAGGAAAGAGCGCACGAAGAGCGAGGACGCGCCGGCCGACCGGAGCUCCCGCACCAGGGCCCCGCCCACAGCCCCGCCCAGCCACCUGACUCCACCCUCUGCCUCCUUGGGAUCUCCCUCAAUGCAUUCCAGCAAUCCCAAAGUGAGAAACUCACCGUCGGAAAACUCUCAGAGCAGCCCAAAAUCCAAGCAGGAGGCUAUGGUGCGGUCACCCCCUGUGAUGUCCCCUUCCAGUGCUGCCCAGAUGGACUCUAAACUGCCCAAUCAGGGGAAGCAAGGGGGCUCUGGUAGCCAAUCACAGCCUUCGCCUUGCGACUCCAAGACGCUGAGUGGUAGCCAUGCCCCCAAAGGACCUCAAGCCACAGGAGGCAACCUGGCUCUAAAAAAUGGGCAAGGCCUUAAUUCAGCCAGUGGGGCUAAAGGCCUGAAUUCAGCAACUGGGACUAAAGGCCUUAAUUCAGGCAGUGGUGCUAAAGGCAAAGUCAAGAGAGAAAGGAGUACUUCUGUGGAAUCGUUUGAGCCAAGGGACACAGGGACGCCUUGCAAUGAGCCUGACCAGAAAGACUCCUCCAGAGUGAAGCGGAUGUGUGUUGCCGAGCGACGGCAGCCCUACAGCGGGGCGGACUGGUGCUCAGGAGGCGAGAGUGAGGAGGAUGACCCGCAUUUUUUCAACUGUAACUCCACCGAUGUGAAGCCCCAGGGUUCUGGCUCUCUUCCUCCUUCCAGUGCUGGAAUCAGCCGGUCUUCCACACCGUCCCACAAUGCCGUUUCUGAACCCGCCACUAAUCAGAGGCCUCCCUCAAAAAUUGUUUACGUCUUCACCACAGAGAUGGCCAACAAGGCAGCAGACGCGGUCCUCACUGGCCAUGCCGACACCAUCAUCACCUUCCAUAUGAAGAACAUCUCCCACAGCAAGGCGGACAAACACCACCUCCCACUGGUCGGACCACUGCGAGAUGAACCAAAGCCGCUGCAGCAGGCAGCCACGCCCCCUCAGCAGAACCACCUGCUGGGCCCCAAAGCCCUGCCCCUUGGGCCCGCCCAACCUCAGCCUCCCUCUCAGGGGGCCAAGCUGGCCCUGGCACAGGACGGCCCCACCUCUGACAGCCCCCGGAACACCCCGCCCGAGGACACGCCCAGCGUGCCAGGACCCCAUCCUGGCUUCCCCUCCCUGGAGGGUGGCUUGCCCAAGGGGGCAGACCCCAGGAUGACUGCGCAGCACCACCAGCAGCUGGCCAAUGAGAUCAUCUCCAGCAUGGGGGACAACUCAGAGGGGCUGUCCCAGGAGCAGCUGGAGCACCGGGAGCGCUCCCUGCAGACGCUGCGGGACAUCCAGCGCAUGCUCUUCCCUGACGACAAGGACGCAGCCCCACCCCUGGCCCCACCCCCCAACCCUGGCAUGAUGGAGGGCCCCAAGAAGCCUGACCAGGGGCCCCUGCAGGCCAUGAUGGCCCAGUCCCAGAGCCUGGGCAAGCCGGGCCCCGGCUCCCGGCCAGAAGGGCCCCCCUUCGGCCCCCCUGGCCCCAGGGACAUGCCCUUCUCCCCGGACGAGCUGGGGUCCCUGCCUCCCGGGCCGGGGCUGGAGCCCGGAGAUCACAUGAGCCCUGAGCAAAUAGCCUGGCUGAAGCUGCAGCAGGAGUUCUACGAGGAGAAGAAGAGGAAGCAGGAGCAGCUUCAGCACCGGCCCCUGCCUGACAUGAUGCUGCACCAGCACGGGCCCCGGGGCCUCAUGCGUGGCCCCCCUCCCCCUUACCAAAUGAACCCUGGCGAGGUCUGGGGCCCUGGGGGACCCGAACCCUUUCCCGAGCAGAUGAACAUGGGCCCCCGGGGCAUGCACCCUCCUCAUCACAUGCAGAGGAUGCCAGGGUUCCCCAUGAUGAACCCCGACAUGGACGCAGGCCCCAACCCCAUGUCCCGGCCAGGCUUGCCCUGGCCAGAUGACAUGCCCAAGAUGGGUGACGGGCGGGGUUUUCCCCCAGGGCAGGUAUUUGGAGGUCCUGGGGGGCGGGGGGAAAGGUUCCUGAAUCCGCAGGCUGUGCAGGAAGCCAUGUUCCAGCAGGGAAUGGGCGAGAAACAGCCUAUGGGCAUCCCUCCUGGCAUGGCCAUGGAGAUGAACAGGAUGAUGGGAAACCAAAGAGGUGUGGACCUGCGCAUGGUGGCGGGGGAUGGCCCCAUCAGCCCCUCCCGCAUGGAGCUUGUGAAGGGGCUGGUGCGGGACUUGGGGCCCGAGUUUGUCAUGGGCCCUGGGAACAUGAAGGACAUGCACCUUGGCAUCAACGUGGGGCCCGGCCAGCCCAUGAUGGGCAGCAAGCUGCGGGAACCGCCCAUGAGUCCCGAGGAGAUGAUAAAGAUGAGGCAGGGAGGGGGGCCCCUGCCUGCAAACAUGGGACCCCAGCAGAAGAUGCUGCAGGGGCCCCCAUUCCCUGACCAGCCCCAGCCAGGGGACUUCAACAUGGGGCCAAACAGACAGUUCCAGGGCAUUCCGCAUGGGCCCCUGGGGCCAGGGAACAUGAGGGGCCCCCGGGGCGAGCAGCCCUUCGGUCCCGAGCAAAGAACUAACAUGGGGGGCAGUGGCCGGCUGAGCCACCUGCAGCCUCUGCCUCCCAACCAGCCCCCAGGCAACCCUGGCCUCAGUGCGGGGCCCCCCCCGGCCCAGCGCGGCCCGGGGCGCAAGCCCUCGGACCUGAGCGGGCAGGCUGGUCCUGUGAACCCGCUCAAGUCCCCCUCGCUGCGCCAGUCACCCAUGCUGGGGUCCCCCUCUGGAAACCUCAAGUCCCCUCAGACGCCGUCCCAGCUGGCAGGCAUGCUCACCGGGCCCCCUGUCCCCCCCGCCCCUCCGGCCGCCUCCAUCAAGUCGCCACCCAUGAUGGGCUCAGCCGGCGCCUCCCCCGUCCACCUGAAAUCUCCCUCUCUCCCUGCCCCUUCCCCUGGCUGGUCCUCUUCUCCCAAACCGCCCAUGCAGAGCCCUGGCAUCCCUCAGAACAGCAAGCCCCCCCACAGCAUGACCUCGCCCAACAUGAUGGCCAACAUGGAGCAAGGUGGUAAUGGGCCUCUUCCAGCUCCCUCUUCUAACUCCUCUAGCCAGCCUGGCUCCAUCAAUCUUCCAGGAAGUCUUCCAUCUGGCAGCCCAUACAACCUCCCACCUGAGCCCACGCUAUCCCAGAACCCCCUCUCCAUCAUGAUGUCCCGUAUGUCCAAGUUUGCCAUGCCCAGCUCCACGCCCCUCUACCAUGAUGCCAUCAAGACUGUAGCCAGUUCUGACGAUGACUCUCCACCCGCUCGCUCCCCGAACCUUCCAAAUAACAGCAUGCCUGGUAUGGGAGGGAAUCACCACCCUGGACACCCCCGCAUGACAGGGCUGAACCCAGCCCUCAGCCCCAUGGGCAUGAACAGCAUGGGACAGCCUCUGUCCCACGCCAUGCCCGUCCAGCUGCCCUCGCCCAACCCCAUGGGGUCCCCCAUGAUGCCCCACGGCAUGAUGAUACCCCCCGGUUCCCAGGACCCCGGAAUGGCCGGCCACCAGAUGAUGCCCCAGGGGCGCAUGGGGUUCCCCCAGAGGCAGCAGGGCUUCCCUCAUGGGCAAUCGCCCCCCCAGCAGGUCCCCUUCCCCCACAAUGGCCCAGGGCCCCAAGGGGGGUUCCCCCAUGGCAUGGGGUACCCCGGGGAGGGGGUUCCGAUGGGCCGGCUGGGCAGCGGAGAGCCGGGCGGGCCUGAACCGUUCAGCAACAUGCCCGCUGUGUUCAGCGACAGCGACCUGCACGAGGUGAUCCGGCCCGGAGCCUCGGGCAUUCCCGAGUUCGACCUGUCCCGGAUCAUCCCGUCCGAAAAGCCCAGCCAGACCCUGUCCUACUUCCCCCGGGGAGAAGCCUCUGGAGGCAAGCCCCCGCAUCCCUCUGGGCCCCCGGGCUUCCUCCAGAUGCAGGGCAUGAUGGGAGAGGGCAACCCCAGGAUGGGGCUCCCCAUGCCGGGCCCCGGGCACAUGGGCCCCCAGGACAUGCCCAUGGGUAACCAGGGGCCACACGGCAUGCGACCGCAGGGCUUCAUGCCCCAGGGCAUGAUGGGACCUCAGCACCGGAUGUUGUCGCCGGGGCAACACGGCAUGAUGGGCGGGCCCGGGAUGAUGCAGGGCAAGGAGAGGGGCCCGCUGUACAGCCACCCGGGGCCCCUGGGCUCGCCCAACAUGAUGAUGUCGCUGCACGGGAUGGGCGGCCCCCAGCAGACUAUGAUGAUGCCGCCCCAGAUGAGGCCCCGCGGUUUGGCGGGGGAUGUGGGCAUGGGCUUCAACCCUGGAUCCGCAAACCCAGGGAACCUGAUGUUCUGAGCUGCUAAACAAAAUGAGACAGAAAUGCAAAAUUACAAAGUACACAAAGACGAGCAUUAAGUGGAAAGUACAGAAAUACUGGGAGGAAUAUUAGACUCUCCGAAACGCCCUGUGUGCACUGCAACCUGGGUCUGACCCACAGUCUGGAUGUAUACAGAACAAAUAAGGUUCUUUUUCAGAACAUCUUUGGGUUAUUUCAUUUCAGAAACUCCAGAAGGAAUGGGAUAAAUCUACAUAAUUCGUUCAGAACUAGAAUAUUUUUGAUCAAUUUUCUUCAUACUCUGGAGCUGACUUUAAAAAACAUGAAUAUUGAAAUAAAGGAUUGCUUCAAGGGGCACAGUCCCCAGGUCUUUUCAUUUUCUUUAUUUUUUAAAGAAAGGAUUAAUCAAAAGGCAGAAAUCUUGAAAAAAAUGAAAUGGCAGUCUUCAUUUUGUCACAAUUUGCACCAUUUCUGAUGUAUGUUUGCAUCUCGGUCUGUUCCCUCCAGAAAUAAAAACUCUUUGUAUUUGUGUACUUUGUGUAAUUGUAUUGUAAAAGGGAUUUUAGCAGUGGCUGUUCUUUUGGUUUUCCAUCUUCAUUUUGGAGUGAGGGGAGGAGUGUGUUUACUAUGGAUGAGCUCCAUUUUGUUUUUUUUUCUUCCUUUGUUGCUCCAGUGUGUAACACACCAAACUAUGACCUCAUACAGAUAAUAGUAUUAUCAAAAAAAGCACAAAAAUUGAUUAACUAAAGGAAGAAAUGUGUCUUUGCUCUUGUAUUCUAGAGAAAAACACUAUGGAUCCAUUAAAUGGCAGUGGGAUUCUGGUACACACCAUUGUGUGUUCACUGGCUUGGUUGUUUAAUUUUCUUUUGAGGGGACGAGGGCUUACAGGGUGUCGGUCAGUUUUCCAUAUCUAUUAGACAGCCAGCUGUGUUUCCAGGUUCAAAAAUGUUUGGUUUGUUUGGACAACAAAUAUUACUAUUUGUCUUUUAUUAUUUUCAUAUUUUACUGUGUAUCAUACUCAAGUCUGCUCCCCAGGUGUGCAACGCGACCAAACGUGGUCUGGAUUUCGAGGUCAAAUCUCAAAUCUUUUUAUAAAAAGCAAAAAGGUGACACAAAAACUAAAAACAAAGGAGAAUAAUGGUUGUUUUGUUAUCUCCCUCCCCCUCCUGUGUAAACUUGUCAUGUGUAACUCCAUUGACUUUGGUACAGAACCACUUCCCAGGGCUGUGCUGUUGGAAGGCAAAUAAAAUAUAUUGUUUGGUAUAAAG
Anguilla anguilla (European eel) is the source of this 6403-nucleotide messenger RNA. RefSeq names its product B-cell CLL/lymphoma 9 protein-like. NCBI's taxonomy places the organism in Eukaryota, Metazoa, Chordata, Actinopteri, Anguilliformes, Anguillidae. The coding region runs from base 788 to 5155 and encodes 1455 amino acids. Gene Ontology annotation, biological process: positive regulation of transcription by RNA polymerase II; canonical Wnt signaling pathway. Gene Ontology annotation, molecular function: transcription coactivator activity; beta-catenin binding. The transcript is spliced from 11 exons. The record is from RefSeq and is a predicted model, not a curated record. Gene Ontology annotation, cellular component: beta-catenin-TCF complex.